Molecule: messenger RNA, 7796 nt
Organism: Scomber scombrus (Atlantic mackerel)
Lineage: Eukaryota; Metazoa; Chordata; Actinopteri; Scombriformes; Scombridae
Gene: ints1
Product: integrator complex subunit 1
Exons: 48
Coding region: 188-6763 (2191 amino acids)
Biological process (GO): U2 snRNA 3'-end processing
Cellular component (GO): integrator complex
Source: RefSeq, a predicted model, not a curated record
GUCUCUAUCACCGCUAAGACUGGUUAGCUUUAAGUCGGCUAAUGUUGUAAUAUUUUGCACAUUGUAAGCCAACAAGGACCAUUUUUUAUGUAACCGAUUAAAACAAACUGCUCUAAGCCAGGCAGUGAAACAUGCUCAACCUGCUGUGAAUUUGGUUUUUGACUUGUGCCACCUAAAUUAAGUCAAAAUGAAUCGUCCAAAGCCCACAACUCUCAGACGCCCCAGUGCUGCAAAAACAACGGGGCACCCUCCACCAGGAGAUUUCAUCGCUCUUGGAUCAAAGAGUCAGGGUGGAGAGCCCAAAGCCCCUGCUGUCCUCUUGAAGCCAGCGGCCACUGGUUUACCUGCUGAUCGAAAGAGAGAGACGUCCUCCACUCUGCCCUCAUCAUCGGGUCUGUCCAGCCUCGCCAAGCGCCCCAAACUCUCCACCACCCCUCCAGUCAGUGCUCUGGGACGACUGGCUGAUGUUGCAGCAGUGGACAAGAGGGCAAUAUCCCCCUCAAUCAAGGAGCCAUCAGUAGUCCCUAUUGAAGUGCCACCAGCAGUGCUUUUGGAUGAGAUUGAGGCUGCAGAGUCAGAAGGAAAUGAUGAUCGCAUUGAGGGACUGCUGUGUGGCGCGGUGAAACAACUCAAGUUGAACCGAGCCAAACCUGACAUCACACUGUACCUCAGCCUCAUGUUUCUGGCCAAAAUCAAACCCAAUGUUUUUGCCACUGAAGGAAUUAUUGAGGCCUUGUGCAGCCUCCUGCGUCGAGAUGCUUCUAUCAACUUUAAAGCAAAGGGCAACAGCCUGGUGUCUGUUCUUGCAUGCAACCUGCUUAUGGCGGCAUAUGAGGAGGAUGAGAACUGGCCAGAGAUAUUUGUCAAAGUGUACAUUGAGGACUCCCUGGGAGAAAGAAUCUGGGUAGACAGCUCUCACUGUAAGACUUUUGUUGACAACCUCCAGACUGCUUUUGGCACAAAGAUGCCCCCUAAAAGUAUGCUGCUGCAGGCUGACACGGGUCGUUCUGGUGGAGAUCUCAGUGCAGGUAGCAGCCCUCACCCUUCAACUCCUGAUGAGGACGACAGCCAGACUGAAUUGCUGAUAGCGGAAGAGAAACUCAGCCCUGAGGAUGAUGGGCAGGUUAUGCCCAGGUAUGAGGAACUAGCAGAGAGCGUGGAAGACUACGUACUUGACGUCCUCAGGGAUCAGUUGAACCGCAGGCAGCCGAUGGACAACGUGUCUCGAAAUCUGCUGCGUCUGCUUACAGCCACGUGUGGCUACAACGAGGCGCGGCUCAUGGCUGUGCAGAGGCUGGAGAUGUGGCUCCAGAAUCCGAAGUUAACUCGACCAGCUCAAGACCUGCUCAUGUCUUUGUGUAUGAACUGCAAGACACACGGAGCCGAUGACAUGGAGGUGGUCUCCAACCUGAUCAAGAUCCGCCUCAAACCUAAAGUACUCCUCAACCACUACAUGCUAUGUGUCAGGGAGCUGCUCAAUGCUCACAGAGACAACCUGGCUACUAUGGUGAAGCUGGUGAUCUUCAAUGAGCUGUCCAAUGCCAGGAAUCCAAACAACAUGCAAGUCCUCCACACAGUGCUGCAACACAGCCCAGAGCAGGCUCCAAAGUUCCUGGCCAUGGUGUUCCAGGACCUGCUAACCAAUAAGGACGAUUACCUGCGGGCCUCCCGAGCAUUGCUGAGAGAGAUCAUCAAACAAACCAAGCAUGAGAUUAAUUUCGGGUCCUUCUGCUUUGGUUUAAUGCAAGAGAGAAAGGAGGCCAGCUAUGUGGACAUGGAGUUCAAAGAACGUUUUGUUAUUCAGGUGACAGAUUUGCUGACCGUCUCCAUGAUGUUGGGCAUCACUGCUCAGGUCAAAGAAGCUGGCAUCGCAUGGGACAAAGGAGAGAAGAAGAAUCUGGAUGUCCUGAGGUCGUUUCAGAAUCAGAUAGCCUCCAUACAGAGAGACGCUGUGUGGUGGCUUCACACUGUGGUUCCAACCAUCAGCAAAGUCGGUGCAAAAGACUACGUUCACUGCCUUCACAAAGUGCUUUUCACAGAGCAACCGGAGACAUAUUACAAGUGGGACAACUGGCCUCCUGAGAGCGAUAGAAAUUUCUUUCUCCGCCUGUGCUCUGAGGUGCCUCUGUUGGAGGACACACUGAUGCGCAUUCUGGUGAUCGGGCUGUCACGUGAUUUGCCCCUGGGCCCGGCCGAUGCCAUGGAGCUGGCAGAUCACCUGGUCAAGAGGGCUGCCGGAGUUCAGUCUGAUGGCCUGCUUGAUGAUCGACAUGAUAUGGAGGUCCUGAAAGUGGAGAGGAUCCAACUCAUCGAUGCAGUGCUGAAUCUGUGUACAUACCACCACCCAGAGAACAUUCAGCUGCCUGCGGGAUACCAACCUCCAAAUUUGGCGAUAUCCACGCUUUAUUGGAAGGCAUGGCUCUUGUUGCUUGUGGUGGCUGCGUAUAAUCCACAGAAAAUAGGUUUGGCUGCCUGGGAUGGUUAUCCUACACUGAAAAUGCUCAUGGAGAUGGUUAUGACAAAUAACUAUACCUACCCGCCUUGCACCGUUGCUGAUGAGGACACAAAGACGGAGAUGAUCAAUCGCGAGCUGCAGAUCUCUCAGAGGGAGAAACAGGAGAUCCUGGCCUUUGAAAGCCACUUGGCAGCAGCGUCCACCAAACAGACCAUCACAGAGAGCAACAGCUUGUUGCUGUCUCAGCUUACCAGUCUGGACCCACAGGGUCCCCCUCGACGACCUCCACCUCAGGUCCAGGAGCAGGUUAAGACCCUCAACCAGUCUUUGCGUCUCGGCCAUCUCCUCUGCCGCAGCCGCAACCCAGACUUCCUCCUCAACAUCAUACAGAGACAGGCUUCCUCUCAGUCCAUGCCGUGGUUGGCUGAUCUGGUCCAGUCCAGUGAGGGAUCUUUGGAUGUGCUCCCAGUGCAGUGCCUGUGUGAAUUCCUCCUGCAUGACGCUGAAGAUGACAACCUGCCAAUAGAGGAUGAUGAAGAGGGAGAGAGCAAAGAGCAGAGGGCCAAGAAGAGACAAAGGCAACAAAAGCAAAGGCAGCUACUUGGACGGCUCCAGGAUCUUUUGUUAGGCCCCAAAGCUGACGAGCAGACGACAUGUGAAGUUUUGGAUUACUUCCUGCGCCGUCUCAGCUCUUCUCAGGUGGCAUCAAGAGUCCUAGCUAUGAAGGGUUUGUCAUUGGUACUGAGUGAAGGAGGCUUGAAGGACGGAGAAGAGCGGGACCAGCCCAUGGAAGAAGACUCGACAGAUGCUGAGCUCUUACCCGGCUACCAGUGGCUGCUACAAGACCUCCCAAAGCUCCCCUUGUUUGACAGCGUCAGGGGCAUGACGUCCACAGCUCUGGAGCAGGCCAUCCACAUGGAGACAGAUCCACAGACCAUCAGUGCUUAUCUCAUCUACCUAUCCCAGCAUGCACCAGUGGAAGAGCAGGCUUCCCAUAAUGACCUGGCUCUGGAUGUUGCGCGGCUGAUUGUUGAGCGUUCCACCAUCAUGAACAGCCUGUUCUCCAAACAUUCGACCAGACCCGAGUCUGAUGCUGUUCUCAGCGCUUUCCUCACCAUCUUCUCCACCUACAUCAAGAGGAUGAGGAAGACUAAGGAGGGGGAGGAUCUCUACAGCUGGUCAGAAUCUCAGGAUCAGGUGUUUCUGCGUUGGACUACAGGAGAGACUGCCACCAUGCACAUCCUUGUAGUCCAUGCCAUGGUUAUCCUGCUGACUCUUGGGCCUCCUAAAGGAGAGAGCGACUUCUACAAUCUUCUGGACAUUUGGUUUCCCGAUAAGAAACCCCUACCCACUGCCUUCCUGGUUGACACAUCAGAGGAGGCCCUUCUGCUGCCUGAUUGGUUGAAACUUAGGAUGAUCCGAUCAGAGGUUGCCCGAUUGGUUGAUGCAGCUUUGCAAGACCUGGAGCCGCAACAGCUGCUGCUGUUCGUACAGUCCUUUGGCAUUCCCGUCUCCAGCAUGAGUAAACUGCUUCAGUAUUUGGAUCAGGCUGUCUCCCAUGAUCCAUCGUCACUGGAGCAAAACAUCAUGGACAAGCAUUACAUGGCCCAUCUGGUUGAGGUGCAGCAUGAGCGAGGUGCCACUGGGGGGCACACUUUCCAUGGAUUACUUAGCUCCGCUCUUCCUCCAAACAGAGAUGGUGCUGAAACAAGUAAGGCCAAAGUUACUGUGGAAAUGCCCCACAGCUCUGUGAAGAUGAGAGCAGCCAGUCAGCUUCCUGCAGUCGGGCCUGAUGAUGAUCUAGCUGGAAUGAUGCUUCAGAUAUUCCCUUUAAAUGUGGACCCUCGCUGGCACGGUCCACCUCCCAGCCAGCUCUCCCUGGCCUUGCAGCAGGCCCUGGCGAAAGAGCUGAUGCGGGCCAAGCAGGGUCACAUCCAGCAGGGUGGGUUGGCCUUUCGCCUCCUACAGACUCUUGCAGCCCUGCUCACCUCUACCCACGCAGGACCUAUUGUCAUGUCAAUGCACCAUAACCACGCCCUGUCCUGUCCUCUGAUGCGCCAACUCCACCUCUACCAGCGCCUCGUGUCCCAGGACAUCGCUUUCUCCUCGCUCUUCCUUAAGGUCAUUGUUGAGAUGUUGAUCUGGUUAGACAAUCCAACUGUGGAGGCAGGACCACUGAAAACUUUGCUCAAAUCCUUUGCUGGUCAGAACUCUCACAAACACAGGCACAAUGAUGUGCGUACAGGUUUCCUCCACCUGGCCGAGGCGUUGGCGUACCGCAGAGAUGCAGAAGUGCCAGUGAGAGCCAUCAUUGCAAUGCUGAAGGCUGGAGAGAGAUGUAAUGCAGAGGCUGAGCUCAUUGGGAAAGUUUUACAGGGGCUGAUGGAGGUGAAGUCGCCUUAUUUGGAGGAGCUGUUGUCUCUGUUGAUGACUGUUGGUACACAGAACGGGACAGCCGGCCCUGUUGCCAUGGUGAUUUCCUUGCUGCUUCAGGAAAGUGAGGAUCGAGCUGUGAAAAAGGAAGUCGAUUCAAACAACAGCUCAGAGGUGACAAAGUCAGGACUGAGCUCGGGGUUGCUGGUCGACUGGCUGGAACAUCUUGACCCUGAGGUCACUUCAGUGUGUCCAGACCUUCAACAAAAACUACUGUUCGCCCUCAACAAGGCGCGAGGCAGUCCUGCAUACAGACCUUAUCUUCUGGCCCUGCUUACACAUCAGUCAAACUGGUCCACCCUCCUGCAGUGCAUCAGUGCUCUUCUCAGCAAGCGAAGAGACCACAAACUGGACCCAUCAUCAGCCCUGGAUUUCCUGUGGGCCUGCAGCCACAUCCCUCGCAUUUGGCAAGGACGCGACCAGAAGAUCCCUCAAAAAAAAACAGAGAAGUUUGUGCUGCGACUCAGCUCAGAGGAGCUCCUCAGCCUGGUGGACCUGAUCCUAUCAGAGUCAGAGCUCAACAGUCACGACCCAUCUCAUGAAGACAGUGUAGACCAGGCCUCCUGUUCUCUCAUCCAGUCUAGGCUGCCGCUCCUUGACUCCUACUGCAACGGAGAUGUACAAAACAUCAAGAAAGUCUCAGACUAUCUCAUCAACUGUACAAAGAAAUGGGAGGACAGUGCGAUGAGUAAGCGCUGCCAGAACUUGCUGCUGCAGAUCUAUCUGCACUUUCCUGAAGUAAUCCAGCACGUUACCUUGCCUGAAGGCACUCUCAGCAGUGGGGGGGCUGCAGACGGCAGCAGCUGCAAGCUGGACGUCCUGGUCCAUCGCCUGGUCACGCUGCUCGCUGAUAUAGGAGACUCGAAGUCUGCUGAGGGCCGUGUGUCUGAUGCCAACCUAGCAUGUAGGAAACUGGCUGUGUCGCACCCUGUCCUUUUGCUCAGACACUUACCUAUGAUUGCAGGUCUCCUCCACGGUCGCGUUCACCUAAACAUGCAGGAGUUCCGACAGCAGAACCACAUGACGUUCUUCAGCAACGUGCUCGCAAUCCUGGAGCUGCUGCAGCCUCUUGUUUUCCACAGUGGCCACCAGAGGGCACUUCAAGACUGCCUUCUGUCUUUUAUGAAGGUCCUUCAGAACUUUCAGAGAAGUCGUUCUCCGUUAGUCUUCAUCAACAAGUUUCUGCAGUUCACACAGAAAUACAUAACUCAUGAUGCAGCGGCAGCCAUUCCUUAUCUACAGAAGCACUCUAACAUCUUGCAGCGUCUGUCUGCAGAAAACCCAGACUUGGUCCAGUUGAAAUCUUUACUGGCUGGACUCACUUUGCCAGUGAGGAGUUCCUCUGCAGAGGUCACAGCAGAAGAGAGAGAUGAUGACAUGUCAACUGGUUCCCUGCCUCUAGUCAACAUAUCUGCCUCAGUGUCACUGAGUGCGGCUGACAUGACGCUGUACCUGAAAAAGAUGUCGAGAGGAGAGGCAGUCGAGGAUGUGUUGGAGGUGUUGACAGAGGUGGAUGACAAGUCUAGGAGGAGCCCAGAGAUCAUCCAGUACUUCAUUAACGAUCUUCAGAGACUCAUGACCUCUUCUGAGGAGUUGUGUCGGAACAUGGCGUUCAAUCUGGCUCUGCGCUGUAUCCAGAAUAAUCCAUGCCUGGCAACAGACUUCCUGCCGACUUUCAUGUACUGUAUGGGCAGUGGCAACUUUGACGUGGUGCAGACGGCUCUAAGGAAUCUUCCAGAAUACGUGCUUCUCUGCCAAGAACACGCAGACAUCUUACUCCACAAGGCGUUCUUGGUGGGUAUCUAUGGACAAAUUGACACCAGCUCAAUGAUCUCAGAGUCCAUGAAGGUCCUUCACAUGGAAGCGACAACAUAACAGGAAGCUUACAUCUCCCGCCCGAUGGGAAAUGGUGUCAUUCAUUUACUGCAUUCCAGAGCUAGAUUAUUUUUUUAUUGCCUUUAGUUCAAACGUGGCUCUAAUUUUAUCAUUACAGAUUAACAAACUCUUUGGCUCUUCAGUAAUACAAAUGAAAGGAUCCUCCAGUGAGCUGGUAGUAACCAGUAAUGUAAUAACUUCUGGAUAAUUUAGUGACUUCAAAGAAUUUCCUCUAAUUGAGUUUAAAAUGUAAUAAUUAAAACUGGAAAAUCAUUGUCAUUAUAAUUAUGUCACAAUUAGUACAUUUAUUACAUAAGGAAUGCAAAUUAUUUUUAACUGAUGAUACAAUACAUUAACCAAUAAUUAAUAAAGAAUUAGAACAUUAUUAGGUGAUGUUAUUAUAUCAUCUGUUAAAGACCAUGCAGAAUAUACACAAUUGGAGCCAUAGUAAAAAAAAAAACCUAUUAAAUUAAUAUUAUAAUACACAUUAUAUGAUAAUAAUAAUUAGUAAUAAGUAUUAAAGUGAUAUAUGUUAAUUGAAAACAUUUAAAAACUGUUUUAGUGGGAGAUUUUUUGCAUUUCUUUAGUUAGUAAAUUAUCAGCAGUCAUAUUAUUGGGUACUUAAAAUCUCAAUGCAUAUUAUGAAAGUGGCACACUGUUUUUGGCUUCAUAUUUUUAAUUGUUUGAAUUUCAAAUAUCAAUAUUGUUGUACAGUUAUGUGUAUAGUAUGGUAGCAAUUUUGCCAUAGUUUGCCAAUAAAUUUAGACUUUUCCAAAUUUAAAGGUCAACACAAUAAGAAUUUGACUUUUUACUAAAAAAGGGUUUGAAUAUGUACGGCUAUCUGACAGGAAACCACAAAACAGUGCUUUACUUUCAGAUUAUUAAGACUAAGAAGCCAAAAUACAAAGAUGUGUUGCUGCCUUAAUGCAAUGUUGCAAACUCCUUAAAUAGCUGAUAUCAGGUGUCUUUGUUUUAAAGUCAUGAUGCUUUACUGUUACUGAACGCCAUGUGAUGUGAACUGAAUAAAAUAACU